AUUCUGUCGUCUGUUUCGUAUUUUGUUGCGAUUGUGCUUUUACAAUCAUUGUCAUAGUUUCCGAUAAUUAUGAUCAACAUUGUUGUUAGAGACAUUAUUUAGAUGUUCCUGGCUUUUGGAGAAUGGGGGGUGCCAUAGGAUACUACACACUGGUUGUGCUGGUGAGCUCAGCUGUGUUCUGUGGCUCAAGAGCUAAGUCAGUAUCAGUGGUUGUACAUCACGAAGAAACAUUUGCAAUAGCAGAUUUACACGAGGAUCAAUCAAUACUGGAAAGACUUUCAAGAGAAAGGCGAAGUCCCGACUGGGAUUCAGAUUGGGACGAAGAACACAAUAUAUACGCUAACAGGAUUGAGAACAAUCAGAACAUCUACGCAGACGGCCAUUCUCCAAAGGAGAGGAAGAGGAGAUCACCAGGUUGGUCUCCCGAUGAUUUUGAUGAUGAGUCUAACUGGGAAGUUAGCUAUACUACCCCUAGGCUACCUGUUCAGACAGCAGCAGCAGGCAGUGACGUUGAAAUACUGCCACCUAUAGGGGGCCCACCAAAAGAGGAAAAAGUGACCAUUGGGCAAAUCAUCACAUAUGCAGCAGCUCCAAUAGGUUUAAUCGCCAUGACAAUACUAAUAUACUGUUUCUACAGAUGUUGCAUUGCUAGGGAUUGUAUUUGCUGUGAGGCAGGGAAAAACAGGAUGCGACAACAGGGACAAAACAUGGUACAGGAUUAUGUUCCAGGUGCCCAAGUUGGCAAAGAUGGGAAGGUUGAGUUUGUAAAGCCAACUGAUGAGGAGAUGGAGGCACUGAAAGGUGCUGUGCGUGAACUUAUGUAGGACUGGAUUAUUUCGUAGGGUACAACACAGUGAACAAUGCAGUUUGAUGUUCUUUUACAUAUGGGGUUGGCAGCAACUGCAACAUCCAAUUCAUUUUUAAUCAAGGGGUCCUCACAGGACCUCACAGGACUUUUUCCUUGUAACAAAUUGACAGAAUUCAUAGUUUAACUACAUAAUAUCAUUAUCACUUUUAUUUCUUAUCCAUGUGAAGAAUAAUUAUAAAACUGUUGUUCAGAAUUGCAUAUGGUAUAAAUACAUGUAUCUACUAGCUUAGAGUAGACCAAAUCAUUGCAGAGUUGGGGACAUAACCAAAAUAUUCACUGUUAUAUAACAAUCAAAA
Molecule: messenger RNA, 1164 nt
Organism: Owenia fusiformis
Lineage: Eukaryota; Metazoa; Annelida; Polychaeta; Sabellida; Oweniidae
Source: the annotation of a GenBank genome assembly